AUGAACGCUCCAACAACAUAUGAGCAAUUGACCGAAAAGAUCAAGUUGCUACAUCCUUUCGUCGAACCAAAAGAUGUCUCAAUCUACAACGAUCCUAUUUACCCGACCAACCUUCACCCCAAAAUCGCAACCAUAGCAUCAUUGAUGAACGAACUCUACACCCUAUUCAUCGACAUGCAAUACAUCCCCGCCUCCUCCGUUUCUUUCGCCCCCCACACCACCAACCCAAUAUCUCUCCGCCAUGCCGCUCUCUUCGGCCUCGAAAAACAAGUCGUGGAUUUAUUGCAGAUGCUGCCUUACCACGAUGGAAGCCAGCCGAAUUGGAAUUUCGGCAGCGACAAUGGAGAGUUUUUGUUCGGAGGCGAAUUUGACGAUGAUUUGAGAGGGGAAGAAGAGGGUAUAGAGGCGGUUUGGUGGAGGAAGUGUGUGGAUCCGCUGUUUUAUUUGGAUGUUGAUUGGAAGGGGAAGAGAGCGGUGGGGUGGAAUUUGAGGUGUGAGGAUGUUGAUGAUGAGGGGGAGGAGAUGGAGGAAGAGGGCAAGAAACAGGAGCAGAAAGAGGGAUGGUUGAUGAUGUACAACCAUCAAGACGAUGAUGACGGAGAAGAAGACGAAGACGAAGACUGGGACGACAACAUGACCGCCGAAGACGAAAGCUCUUUCGAAGACUCGGACGAGGAUGACAUCGAAAGCGAAGAACUUCUCGCACUACACCAAGAAACCAUUGAAGCAGAAGCCGCCGAACAGAAAGAAGCAGCACUCCAGGCUCAAGUGGAAGAAGCAGAACGGGCCAAACGACACACCUUGGACAACGACCCAAGAGACGAACGCCUCCUCCUCUACCUCCGCCCCUGGCACGUCACCCUCAACAAACUAGGAAACCACGGCACAGUACUCUUCCUAAACACCCACACCUUCACAAUCUCCCAAACCGACCAAGAAGCAGGCACAAUCUGCAACUUCACCCACAACGCAAUUCCCUACCUUCGAAACGUCAUAAACAAGUUCAAGACAUUGGACUGGAUACCAGGAGGUCUAUACUCCCCAAACCACGGCGUUGAAUACGCUGCUUACAAGAAUCUCUACCUCUCCUCCGGAUGGCCCAACGCCUUCAACCCCGACAAAUUCCACGCACUAAGGAAACAAUUUGAAAAAGACCAACGUCAACGAUACCACGAUCAAGAGCCCCUGAGGAAAUUUUGCGAACAUGUCGGUACCAUGCAAUCGCGCGAACUGAGUAAACUACACCACGCCUCCGCAGUCCAAAAACUAUCCACUCUACCACAAUCUCCCACCCACAUGGAGGAAAGAGAAGAAUUACAACGCAUAAAAGCACGAUGUGGAAAGGAAUUUCUCCCCGAGUAUUACAAGCCCAUCAGCAUUGAUAUACUCACCAGCUAUCUGAAAUCCGUUCAACAACAGCGCGAAGAGGGAAGAUCAGAAGACGAGAUCAAAGGAUUAAAAACACUUAUUGCGGAAACAAAGGAAGGAAUGACAGCAGCGAGUUUUGAAGAUAGGGAUUGGAUCAUCUAUGAUAUGAGAAGAAAACAAGCGUUGGAAGUUGAAGAGGAGGUGAAAGAAGGAUUUGAUUGGACAAGUGCUUGGAGAGGUGUUAGUGUUGAUCUUGAUGUUGUGCUUACGCAAGAGGGGUUGGAAAAGAUGGCUAGAGAGAGGUUUGGAAAGUAUCAUGGGUAG
Aureobasidium pullulans EXF-150 is the source of this 1692-nucleotide messenger RNA. RefSeq lists its product as uncharacterized. The transcript has a single exon. The record is from RefSeq and is a predicted model, not a curated record. Lineage: Eukaryota; Fungi; Ascomycota; Dothideomycetes; Dothideales; Saccotheciaceae. Bases 1 to 1692 code for a protein of 563 amino acids.